This is a messenger RNA of Malus domestica (apple), 563 nucleotides long. The record is from RefSeq and is a predicted model, not a curated record. NCBI's taxonomy places the organism in Eukaryota, Viridiplantae, Streptophyta, Magnoliopsida, Rosales, Rosaceae.
CUUUCGGAGCUUCCAUAGAGUAAAAGAAAAACAGUGCAUUUAAUUUGAAAAGAAGAGAAACAAUGGCAGAUCAAUUGACAGAUGAUCAGCUGAACAUGCUCAAGACUAAAUUCAAUACCUUCGACCCAGAUGGCACUGGCAUAAUCACUAGGGAUCAGUUGGCCGAUGUGUUGAGAUCGUUAGGGCAAGAUCCCACCGAGGAGGAGUUGGAUCAAUUCGUGCAGCAGCUGGGCAGUGAGGAUGGGAAUAUUCACUGGGAUAAAUUCGUCGAACUCAUGGCCCAGACAAUAUCUGCAUUAGCUGGGCAGUGAGGAUGGGAAUAUUCACUGGGAUUAAUUCGUCACAGUCAGGGCCCAGAUUAUCAACCCCAAGUGACCACUCUCACAUUAUUCUAGUACAAUUGUCAAUUUAAAUACUCGCAUUUUUGUCAAGUUAUUGACGAAAAAUAAUGUGUCAAUAUUUCUAAGAUAUAAAGAUAUUUAUUUCUUUAUAACUAAUGUGUAUAAUAAAAGGGUAAGUUUAUCCUCCUAUAAAGGUUUAAUGCAAUUUUGUAUUCCUCCAUA